Molecule: messenger RNA, 1230 nt
Organism: Paramacrobiotus metropolitanus
Lineage: Eukaryota; Metazoa; Tardigrada; Eutardigrada; Parachela; Macrobiotidae
Exons: 2
Coding region: 146-979 (277 amino acids)
Source: RefSeq, a predicted model, not a curated record
ACAACCAACACACAAUCGGCGCAGGAUCACUCGGAUUUGAUUGCGGAUCGCAACACGCGCAUUUGCACAGCCGAGACAGUUUUGUGAGUCUGCCGUUGUUUUACUCGAGCAUUCGACGUUUAUUGUGAUAUCCGUCACUGCCUGUAUGCCUGCCUCGAAAGCUUCGCUUUCUCUCGGUAAAUUUACGCUAACCAAAUUAUUCCUGAUUAUUGGACGGAUCAAUGUGGCCGCUACUGCUGUCAAUGCCGUUAUCACCCUGAUUUCCAAAAGUUAUGGUCCGUCCACUCUGGUACACCACGGUACACCGAUCUCUGCGGCCGUGUCUGGCGCGCUGCUCGUCCUCGCUGUUCAUUUCCAAUUGAAACUGCCAUUUCGCAGCUGGAAAUGCCUCCGACAUUUGGGUUGUACGGAUUUGCUGCUGGUACGCGGUCUGUUGGCAGUGUUGGCCACCCUUGGUCUGCUGCUAGUGCUGCGGACCUUCCUCUUCGCAUUCGGAAACCCCGGUCGGCGCUCCCCUUUGGACAUCACUGCCGUGAUGUCGCAAAUCCGGAGUAAAUUCAUGGAAAACGGAACACGGGCACCACUGACUCCGGAAGAAAGUAGCCGAACCAAAGCCACGCAGGACCAUUACGAAGAGAUAAUCAAUAGAUUCCGGAACGCCUUCGCAAAAGCGGCGUCGUUGCGCUCCGUUAUUGUGGGUUUCUACGGAUUGAGCGGCUUGGUAUUCCUCUCCCAGUCCAUUCUUGCCGGUGUGUUCUGGACAUGCAUGGCUCCUUUCGGUGAAGAUUACAACGAAAUUGCGGAUGAGGAGAUGGGCAAAACGCUGGAUAGCCAUCCUUCAACGGCACUGGCUCCCACUGGUGAAAACUGCGGCGAAUGUUCAAAGGGAUCCUGCCUGUUGAUCGUUUUGAUUGCAUACAAGGGAGCACUUGCGCUGUAUAUGAUGAUCACCAUUUACUACUUGAUCAUUAGCAUCUAGCACCCACCUUGGCACAAAGCGUAAUUUGUCCAAGGCUGCAAUUGUACUACAGAUUUGACAAGCGGACAAUUAAGUUAUUGCACAGAGUGAACUGCAAUUAGGGCUUGAGCUGGUGUUGCAUAAAACCAAGUAAUUCAUUAAAAAACUGCCCUGAAGCGAACGAGUACUGCGCCAAAGGCAGGUAUCAUGAGGUAUGCAUGGUAACCUCACCAGUGCCAGCUUGCUUGUUUGUGUUUGUGUUUCUAGUUAUU